ACGAGAACGUGACGUCAUAUUUACACAAGACGGAUCCUUUCUAGCCAUAACCCAUCAGAGCCUCAUAACAAACCGUUUGGCCACACCUCCAGGAAGUAAAGAGCACCUGACAUGUCAGAAGAUCCUCACAUUCUCAUGCAUAUAUCUCAGCCACUUUCUGAGCUUUUAACUUCAGAAAAUACUCUUUGUGUCUGUCCUGCGCAUGUUUCAUUGAUUUAGUAGUUUGUACCCAGUGUCAGAAGUGUCCGGCUCCAUGGCCGGUUCUUUCCCCACUGUGUCGGAGCUGUUCGCGGCGGCUCGGCGGCGGUACGAGCAGCUGUUCGGGGGGGAUGCUCCGCUCAUAGCGGUCUGUGCCCCGGGGAGGGUGAACCUGAUCGGAGAGCACACCGACUACAACCAGGGCUUCGUGCUGCCGAUGGCGCUGCCCCUGGUGACUGUGGUUGUAGGGAGUCAAACCUGUGGCCGGGAUGUUACCGUGGUAACAGCGACUGAGGAUGCUGAUGAGCCCCACAGAGUGGACUUCAGCUUGCCUGCUGAUUGGGCCCCGCUGGCUCCAGGGUUACCCCGCUGGGCCAACUACGUGAAGGGUGUCAUCGAGCAUUACAGGGCUCCUCCUGUCCCGGGGUUCAGGGCGGUGAUAGCCAGCAGUGUCCCCCUGGGGGGGGGCCUGUCCAGCUCUGCCUCUCUGGAGGUGGCAUUCUACACAUUCCUGCAGCAACUCCAGCCAGAUGACGGAGACAAGGUUUCCAAAGCGGUGGCCUGUCAGCAGGCAGAGCACUCUCACGCUGGAGUCCCGUGCGGCAUCAUGGAUCAGUUUGUGUCUGUUCUGGGCAGGGAGGGCCAUGCCCUGCUCAUCGACUGCAGGUACUUUAAACAGGGAGGGUCACGCCCUGCUCAUCGACUGCAGGUACUUUAAACAGGGAGGGCCAUGCCCUGCUCAUCGACUGCAG
Molecule: messenger RNA, 950 nt
Organism: Notothenia coriiceps (black rockcod)
Lineage: Eukaryota; Metazoa; Chordata; Actinopteri; Perciformes; Nototheniidae
Product: galactokinase-like
Exons: 4
Coding region: 254-916 (220 amino acids)
Biological process (GO): galactose metabolic process; carbohydrate phosphorylation
Cellular component (GO): cytosol
Molecular function (GO): ATP binding; galactokinase activity
Source: RefSeq, a predicted model, not a curated record